Molecule: messenger RNA, 1430 nt
Organism: Hyaloscypha bicolor E
Lineage: Eukaryota; Fungi; Ascomycota; Leotiomycetes; Helotiales; Hyaloscyphaceae
Exons: 2
Coding region: 89-1216 (375 amino acids)
Biological process (GO): mitochondrial translation
Cellular component (GO): mitochondrial small ribosomal subunit
Molecular function (GO): structural constituent of ribosome
Source: RefSeq, a predicted model, not a curated record
GUGCUCACCAAAUCUGAUCCUUCACCACAUUGUGUAAAACACCGCUGGUGUGCAAACAGCUAACCGAUGUCAAUUGGGUGCGUUCGCAAUGCCACCACCGUUACGUUGUACUUCUUCACUUCCCUCAACGUGUGUGAAGCAGCUCUGUAGAGCUGGACAAUCGACACGAUCCUUCUCGACGACUCCUCGACAAGAUCAAAGAAUAACUCGAAAUCGACGGCAACUGUUCCGAUGGCUUGGCUCACAAGGACAAAACUUCUUGAACCCAUUGAACGGGUCAACGAAUUACCUGGGUGCUUAUAACGCUCAAGGACAGCUGAAGAGAGUCGUCGAAGCAGCCGCCGAGGCGGAGAGAAAGAAGAAAAAGGAAGAGGGUAAGGCAAAUGAGCCUGCGAACUCGAGCGCAUCAGAGUCGGGGGAAUCAGAGGAGGCCAAAGAAUUCAAAGGUGAAAUACCGCCGGAGACUACGAGGGAUUUGACCCCAUUUCCUUUGAAUAAGAGCUUCGUCAGCCAGCCGGUGCUUAGCGAUGAUCUGCGGGAAGAGAUCUGGAAGAGAGUCAUGCAGGAUGGCAAGUCUGUCAGAGUUGUCAGUGCCGAGCUCGGGGUCGAGAUGAGUCGUGUGGGAGCUGUGGUACGACUAAAGGAGAUUGAGAAGGAGUGGGAGCAAACAGGACGACCGCUGGCGAAGCCAUAUCACGAAGCUGUAAUGUCUAUGUUGCCGAAGACUCCUUACGAUCCUACGGGUAGAACCAACGCCAAACCCCACGAAUCUAUCAACGACCUACCAGUUCACAGAAAGACCGGAACACAAAUUUUCCAUCCAACUUCCGAAUCAAGACAUUUCACGCGAGAAGAUGCUGCUAAGGUUUUCGACGAGAGAUUACUCCCAGCAGAUCUCAGAGUCCCACAUCCUGAGCUGGCAGAAAUGCAUAAAGACUAUAAGGCAGGUUUGUCGCAAGAAGAAAGGCAGCAGCGGCAAAUGGAGAGAGAUGAAAUAGCCGAACGCAAGAGACAGCGUGCGGAAGCAAAGAAGGCGAAGAAGGAAGCAGCUGUCAAGAAGGUAGAUACUGGAAGAGUGGAGUUCAGGUUCACGGAAAUCAGCGUUGAUGCUGCUGGAAAGGAUGGGCGAGGGUUCAAGGGCGUUGGGUGGAGAUAUGGGCAUCCUCACAUGGAUCGCAGCAGGGGAACGGUCAAGAUUCCCACAAGUGUCGAAUGAUGACUUGGAGAUGUACUGUGUAUUAUGCAUAGAUGGGAGGGUUCUCGUGCAUUCUCAGGUGUACGUAACAUUGUAUGAAGUACGAGUUAUGCCACCUAUAUUACUGUACAAUGAAGCUUGAAGCAGAUGACGAACUUCUGAUUAUACACCGUUAAUUAGCCUACGGAAAAAUUACUUGAUCACAGUGAAGCUAGAAAUAUCAUCAGAAAUGGUC